Acipenser ruthenus (sterlet) is the source of this 1741-nucleotide messenger RNA. RefSeq names its product monocarboxylate transporter 2-like. The transcript is spliced from 5 exons. Gene Ontology annotation, biological process: monocarboxylic acid transport; transmembrane transport. The coding region runs from base 162 to 1619 and encodes 485 amino acids. Lineage: Eukaryota; Metazoa; Chordata; Actinopteri; Acipenseriformes; Acipenseridae. The record is from RefSeq and is a predicted model, not a curated record. Gene Ontology annotation, molecular function: monocarboxylic acid transmembrane transporter activity. Gene Ontology annotation, cellular component: membrane.
CUAAACCCAACUGACGUCACACAGCUUCCUUGUUGUAAGCUACACAUUCAAAUUGAGCACUGGCUCACUACCUUCCAUCACACACAGGCAAGGUCAGCGACUAAGGACCACAAGGAUACACUGCUUGUAUUAAGCUAAGAGACUAUUAAGAAGGGCCGAAGAUGCCACCACCUGCAGGAGGUCCCGCAACUAUCACUCCACCUGAUGGGGAAUGGGGUUGGGCUGUGGUUUUUGGAGCUUUCAUCUCUAUUGGAUUCUCCUAUGCAUUCCCGAAAGCCAUCACAGUGUUCUUCAAAGAGAUACAAGAGAUCUUCCACACUUCGUACAGCCAGAUAGCAUGGAUAUCUUCUAUCAUGUUAGCCGUCAUGUAUGCAGGCGGUCCCAUAAGCAGCAUCCUAGUAAACAAAUAUGGCAGUCGACCCAUAAUGAUCAUGGGGGGCUUCCUGUGUUCCAUAGGAAUGAUUUCAGCAUCCUUCUGCAACAGUGUUGCGCAGCUUUACUUUUGUGUCGGAGUCAUAGGAGGUUUCGGUUUGGCAUUCAAUCUGCAGCCAUCCCUCACUAUGAUUGGAAAGUAUUUCUUCAAGAAGCGUCCGAUUGCCAAUGGGCUGGCUAUGGCUGGAAGCCCGGUGUUCCUGAGCACUCUGGCCCCCCUCAACCAGUACCUGUUCAACCGCUUUGGCUGGAGAGGAAGUUUCCUCAUUCUUGGUGGUAUUCUAUUGAACUGCUGUGUGGCUGGGUCUUUGAUGAGGCCCUUAAGACCAAAACCUGCCCCUCAAACCAAAAAAGAUGUGGAGUCUGAAGCUGGAGACCCUCUCCUGCAUAAAAAGCACGAUUCAAAGAAAUUAACGGCGUGGGAGACCUUUAAUACGUACUUGGACCUGUCUCUUUUCAAACACAGGGGAUUUCUCAUUUAUUUGUCAGGAAACGUCAUCAUGUUUUUAGGCUUCUUUGCUCCCAUUGUGUUUCUGGCUCCCUACGCCAAACACAAGGGCAUUGACGAAUACUCAGCAGCCUUUCUGCUUUCCAUCCUUGCUUUUGUAGACAUGUUCGCCAGGCCUUCCAUGGGGCUGUUGGCAAACUCUAAAUGGAUAAGGCCAAAGAUCCAAUACUUUUUCAGCUUUGCAGUAUUGUACAAUGGUAUCUGCCAUGUGCUAUGCCCAUUGGCAGAGACUUAUACAGGCCUGGUAAUCUAUGCAGUCUUCUUUGGCUUUGCUUUUGGAAUGGUCAGCUCCGUCCUCUUUGAAACGCUGAUGGACAUUGUUGGUGCUCAGAGGUUCUCCAGCGCUGUAGGUCUGGUUACAAUCAUAGAGUGCUGCCCAGUGCUCAUUGGACCACCGUUAGGAGGUUGGAUGGUGGAUGUGACUAAAGACUACAAGUACAUGUAUUUUUGCUGUGGUGUCAUUGUUAUAAUUGCAAGUAUUUGGUUAUUUAUUGGGAAUGCCAUCAACUACAGACUGCUUGACAAGGAGCGCAAACGAGAGGAAGAGAAGAAAAGUGCAGCAAUCAACAGCUCUAGUCAGAAAGAGGCGGAAGCAGCUUUAGACAACACCCCUGAAAAUCUGUCAGUCAAUGCUGAAAAGACAUCAGAGGAUUCAACUGAAAGAGAAACUAAUAUUUAAAAUGGGCCCUUUUUAAAAUUACAGCUAUACAUUUGAAAAACACAACUUAAAUUAAUAUGUUCAGGUUUGAGCAGUAUUGAGGCAUACUGGCUCCACAUUAUUAAAUGUUGCUGCCAAAGUAA